This is a messenger RNA of Populus nigra (black poplar), 654 nucleotides long. RefSeq lists its product as uncharacterized. NCBI's taxonomy places the organism in Eukaryota, Viridiplantae, Streptophyta, Magnoliopsida, Malpighiales, Salicaceae. The transcript has 2 exons. The record is from RefSeq and is a predicted model, not a curated record. The coding region runs from base 125 to 397 and encodes 90 amino acids.
CCCUUCGUUCCCCAGUUUUUACCCUCUAUACACAUUUCUCUACGUUCAUAAAAAAAACCAGAUCCCCAAAUUUUAAAAAUUAGGGCUAAGGUUUCGUCGAACCCUCAAAUCCACACUCAAUCAAAUGGCACUAAGGAAGUUCUACAGCGAAAUUAAGGGCUUGAAAGUGAAGGAAUUUCCCAACCAUGUGAAGCCCAUGCUGUCACUUGAUUACGUGAAGAAAUCAGUGCAAAGAGGGAUGGAUAAUUACCAUGCUAAGUAUAUUGUAACAAGCUCAGUUGAUCCAGUUUAUCAUGUUUGCUUUGGUGGCAUGGUUUUAUCGUACUUUCUUGCUCUUCCUGAGGAACGCCGUCAUCUUGAACACCAGCAACAUUCUAAGGAGCAUGGUGGGCAUUAGAGAGGAACGGUUUUGUUUUUAUCGGUCUUUUGAUUAAAGGAUUUGGUGAACCUUCUGGGAGUUGCUAUGCUGACUAUUCAUUUGCUUGGUGUUUUUUGGUAUUUCUGGGUAUUGUAGGCAGGAAGAUACUGUCUUGCCAAUGGUUGGCAGCCUGAAAUGAUGAAAUAAAUUACACUUGACUAGUUGAACUUAUUACUUUUGUGAUCUAUUGUUAAAUGGAUGGAUGGUUAUAAGAGAAACAACUGUGUUUUUGUUCC